This is a messenger RNA of Aphis gossypii (cotton aphid), 4035 nucleotides long. RefSeq names its product serine-rich adhesin for platelets-like. The record is from RefSeq and is a predicted model, not a curated record. Bases 347 to 2536 code for a protein of 729 amino acids. Lineage: Eukaryota; Metazoa; Arthropoda; Insecta; Hemiptera; Aphididae. The transcript has 10 exons.
CAUUUGCAGUCGGGCCGUGUGUCUCGCGCUAGUGUGUUAGUGUAAUUGUAUUAUUUCUUUAUUUUUUUUAGUUUGUUUUCAAAUUUAAUAAUUAUUACCUAUUGUAAAAUUUUAAUGUUUCUUGUUUGUGUCAAUUUUAAAUUAAUUUCUGUUUAGUUUAUAGUGAAGUUUCUUAGAUCCGUGUUAAAGUUAAUAGAUAAUUCCUCAACCGUGUGUCUCUGAGAAGAAUAUAUUUACAUUGUUUAAUAAUUAAAAUGAAUCGUUUUUGGCUCAGCAGAUACAUUUAAAAAACUUAAGCUAAAUGCAACGGAAAAAAUAAAACAAACUGCAUGAUAAUUUACACACCAUGUCUUGUGUGCGGGAAUCAUCACCGCAAUCAGAACAUGUAGUCAGUCAGAGACCAGAACCAAAAGUACGUCGGUUUAAUCCACUCAGACGUCUGCGUCAAAUAUUCAAACGUAAAGCUCAUAGUCCUGAGCCCCAUGAAGUUAAAUCAUGUGACAAUAUUGUAGAACCACCUAGUUUGGAUACGUCUAGAAGUCGUUCGACUAGUCAGCUGAUUGACGAGCCAUUUACCAGGAGGCGAAGCUUACACUCCACUAUACUAAGUGUUAGCCAUGACAGUGUAUUCAACCCUGAACAACAUUCUGGUCAAUCCGAUUCUGAAUCUGCUGUAUCCGUGCCACGGUUAGGUUUUCCUCAAGCCAAUAUACAGGCUGAACUACUAGAAGCGGUAAGAAGGCGAAGAAAAAUUCAAGAUGACGAUGAUAGUUUCGACAAUGAAGAUUUAGGACUCCCACGAAGUCCAUCAAUGCAUUCUCCUACUAUUGCCACUGGCAACGAUCUCCGAUUGAGCAAAGAGCUGAUAACUAAAUCUUCACAUAGUACAUGCAGUGAUGGAUCACUUCUUAGCAUGGGCAGUUCCGAAAUGGAUGAAGAUUCUUUUGGACCUCACAAUUCUCGACAUUCGUCAAAAAUAUCGUUACAUGACAAGCGCGCGUCUCAAACUCAUUUAGACAGUUCGGACGGUGACAAUUCUACAAGUGUUCCUCUUAGUCACGAUGUAGCUAAACACCGAAUGGCGAUAAGGCCCAAAAGAAAGCACGGCAACCCUCGCAGCAAAAAACCGCUGGCUGUGACAAACGCUCUUCCCGCGACGCCCGAAGUGAACGAAGAGCACUCAGGCCGGUCAACGUCGCCCGAAACCAAACCUCAGACUGCCGACACAGCAGAUGGCACCACCACCAUCAGCACCGCCACCACCACCUCGAACACUAAAACCUCUACCACCGUCACCACCACCUCCACUGCCAACACCACCACAUCCACCUCCACCACCGCCGCCACCGCCACGUCUACAGACGACACGGUCUUCACGACCGAGGUGCCGGUCUUCGCAGCGGUCACCGACACGACGACGACUCACGUCGCUGCCACCGCCUCGUCGGUCGGGUCUUGCGACUUGGACACGUCCGUGGACGAGAUCUCCGUGGAGAACGUGCCGCGGCGCGAAGAAGGUUUUUUCCACCGCUUGCUGUCGCGCCGGAGCACCAAGAAAAAGGCCGCGGCCAAGUCGACGUCCGCCGAAGACGUGGACGUGGACCGGUUCCUGUUCGACGAGGCGACGGGCGCGAGGCCGCGGCAACGCGAAGAACCGCCGCCGGCCGGCCGCAUGCAGCUGUCGUAUCCUCCGGACUUGCCGCCCGACCACCGUCCUCAGCAGCAGCACCACCACCACCACCACCGCGUGCCGGCGCCGUCGGCGGUGGCCGAGGACGUUUUCGAGCCGGACACGUUCGCGCCGAUCAAACACUCGUUCAGUCUCGGACAGCACUCGAUGGCCACCACGGACGACGAAGCCACGUCCAGCGGCGACGGCGGGUCGUCGUCCGUCCAGAAGUCCUCGUCGUCGGACAGCGUGUCCAGCGCCGCGCUGGACGAGUCGGCCGAUUCGACGGCGACGGCUGCUGCUGCGGCUGCGGUGUCGUCGACGGACGAACGGCAUCGGAGUUACAGUUCGAGCGACUCGGAACACCUGGCCGGCGGCCAACACCAACAACACCUGCGACCGGUGCCCGCCCCGCGCCCGUCCAAACUGUACAACGGCGCGGGCGGUACCGCGGCCGACGUGGUGGUGAGGCGGAAGAAGCGCGACGACCACCAACAGCAACCCGAACUGCUGAAAGUGUUCGCCCGGCGGUCGCUGAAGUUGGGCAAGGACGGCGAACCCGAAUUCCUGCUGUUGGCGGCCGCCGAGGUGGACGGCGGCGGCGACGGCGACGACAAGGCGGCGACGCCUUCAAACGGCGAGUGGCCGGCGGAACGUCAAGCGGUGGCGUCCGAGGACCGGGUGGUCGUGGUCGUGGUGGACGACGACGACGAUAACCGUCAAGCCGUCGAGCACGUGAUGGUGGACGUCAACGAGAACCAGACGGUCCAGGCGGCGGCGGCAGUCGAAGUCGUGCCCAGAUUUAAGCGCAUACAGCAGCGCCGCGAAGAGUGGGAAAAGCGACUGUUGCAGCAACAGCGGAACUGAUGAGCGGCGAUGCGGAAGGAUCGGCAGUACUAUAGAUUCCUCUUCUUUUCUCUCUCGUCCUCUCUCCGCUUUCACCCUUUCCACCCUCUACAUCUGUUAUCACGAUGAUAUAUGAGUCACUUCCGCCCCAGGUGUGAUCAACUGUUUUUUAUUCGAUCAAUACGCGACGAGUCGAAAAUCGCUGUUUUUAUCAUAUAUUAUAUUCCUUUUCUAUACAUACAUAGAAUGGUGCUAGAUGAUGGUUGUUAACUUUUUACCCCAUUAGACUUUUGCGAGAGUCUAUACAUACAUUAUUAACUAUAGGUUGUGACUUUCGUUAUAUAUAUAUGUUCGUUAAACUCACGUACCUUUUACAAAUGCAAUAUAUAUUUUGAUAAAAAAAAAAAACUCGAUAAUAAUAAUUCAACAGAUAUUACCAUUUUAUAAAUUUAAAGAUAUAUAAUAAAUGUUCGUGUUAUAAAAAUAUAUAUAUUUUAUUAUAUAUCCAUAUAUAUAUAUAUAGUAAGAGAGUAUAUAAUAUUACUGUAGUUAUGUUGUUUUGGACAAAUAUUUUUUCGUCAGUUCGUAAAGUCCUAUAUAUUUCAAAAAGUUAUUUAGAUAAUAUAUAUAUAUAUAUGUAGGUACUUAUAUUAUAUUUACAUUUAUUGUUGAGUCUAUAUAAAGCGAUUGAUGUUGUAGUAACGAUGUUUGUUUUUUCGUUAAUUUUUUUCAUAACUGUUAAUCUGUGAUUUCAAAACGUUUAAGACAUUUUUUUUUAAUAAUAAUUUUAACUAACAUUUAUCUAAAAUUUAAUAAUUGUUGUAUUUACCUUGCCCAAUUUGUUUUCGUUGUUAAAGUUCCUUCCUCUUCAUAAAUUUUACUAAACUGUCCAUUAUUUAUUAAGUAUUUAAUGGUGAUUUUUUUUUUUUAUAUUUAAUGUUUACCUUUCGACAAUAUUAUUAAUACAUAAUGUACGCUCGUUGUAUACGAUACGUCGUCGCCGCGUUCUUGCCCCUCUUCACACCCGCGUCACGGAUCCCGUCCGACAGUCAUCCGCGCAAAAACGUCACUAUAUAUUUUGGACCACGCAUACCGAUUACCAGGUCGUAAAAAACCAUGUCGCGUACACGAAUAUUAGGUCCGGAUGACGGCGGACGCGUUGAACCGUUUGGACGAAAUUUCUCGUUUGGUAUGGUAGCGUGUCGUGUUUCGAGUGUAUUUUCACCGACAGGUUGUGUUAUUUUUAACGUGUAUAGACUUAUCGACUUAUUUUUGCACGAUCCUAUCACAGCGAGUACCUAAAUUCGAAAUAACAUUUUUAUUUUAUUAUUUUUUUUUUUAAUCCAAUCGACUGAAACUUAAUGAACCGUGAUCUCCAUAGUAUUUCGACGGUCGAUCGACUAUAGUAUAAUAAUAUACUAUAAAUAAAUAUAUAUAUAUACAUAUAGAUUAUUGGUUGGAUUGAAUGUAAACGAUAACAAAAAAACAUUAACCUCGUGUAAUUUUUUGUUUUUUUUUUU